Salvia splendens (bonfire salvia) is the source of this 677-nucleotide messenger RNA. Its product is annotated as GRB10-interacting GYF protein 2-like. The record is from RefSeq and is a predicted model, not a curated record. Lineage: Eukaryota; Viridiplantae; Streptophyta; Magnoliopsida; Lamiales; Lamiaceae. Bases 242 to 619 code for a protein of 125 amino acids. The transcript has 3 exons.
UUUACAUUUGGGCUUAUUGUACAAGAGAUGUUCCCGGAGGAGUAUUUUGAAGGUAUGAUCUCCUCAGUUGUUCUAGGAAAGCUAUAUAUAGUUUCAUUUAAGUUUGUUUCGAUUUGGUAUAUGGUGUCUGCAGACUCCAAACAAAACCCUCAAAGCUAGUGGCUUCAAAGUUGCAGUAGUAACACCAAAGCACAGUAAUGGUGAUUUGAAAGAAGAUGUUAGUAAUGACAAGGUAGAAGAAAUGGAGAGAAAAGAGCAGAAAGUUGAAAUGGGGGAAGAAGAAAAAAGAGAGAAGAAGAGGCAGAAAAGAUUAAGAUUGAGGGAAAGAAAGAGGGCUGCUGCAACAGUUGCAAGGGAUGGUUUUUCACUCAACACUGCUAAUCAAGAGUUCAACAAAGAGGACCAAGAUGAAAUGAAGAAGAUAGAAACAGCCGAGAACCAGAGUCAACCUUCUUCUUCAAUCAAGCUUGUGGAAGAUCAAGAUGAAAUAGAAACACCUGAGUACCAAAGCGAACCUACUUCUUCGCUCAACAUGCAGCAACAAUUGCCAUGCUCAAGCUCAAAGAAGCAUCAAAGAGAGAAAAGAGAAGGAACAAGAAGAAGGCAAAGGCAAAGGUAAAGGCAAAGACAGAAACUCCGAGAGACAAGAAGAUGAAGUGGAUUUUCAUCACCCUAAU